GCCUGGAAGAUUUAUAUCAAUUUGGAGUUCGAUAUUAACAUUAACGAUGGAGACAGUGUACGUCAGCCUUCGAUCUUUUAUAAUCAUCACUUGUGAUAAAAACGAAGAGAGAGCAGAUCAUUUGACCAUUUUUCCUGGAUAUUUUCCCUAUGAUAUUCGAAGAACAUCAUUUUGCAUUUUCACUAACUUGGGUCAAGCGAUUACUGGAUAUAUAGCCGCGAUUACAUACACUAGUAUCGAUAGCUUUAUUGGUAUGUUGGUGAUUCACAUAUGUGGGCAAUUUGAGAUUUUGAAAAUGAAAUUGGAAAGAUUAAUGGGAGAUGAAGAUUGUGGAAGAGAUGCAAAACAGAUUCAAAAAGAGUUGGCCUGGAUUGUGAAGAGACACGAAGAUUUGAGCCAUUCUGCUGCCAAGAUCGAGGAAUGCUUCAACAUGUUAUUACUCAUGCAAAUGUUGCUCUGCACCAUUGAAAUCUGUUUUCAAGGUUUUAUACUCUUCAAUGUAGUGUUAAAGGAUGUGAGUGGAUUGUUAAGUGGACAAAUGCUGUUCUUUAUGCUCUCUGUGCCUUUUAUCCUUGUGCACAUAUACAUUUAUUGUUACAUAGGCGAGAAGCUUCUCGUUCAAAACAGAGAAAUGAGCAAUUCUGCAUACAAAUCGAACUGGUUCAAUGUUGCUCCAUCGGAAUCUAAGUGUCUUUUAUUUAUCAUGCAAAGAUCUCAUCGACCCCUUUGCCUGACAGCAGGGAAAUUUAGCACUUUUUCCAUUGAAUUAUUCAGUACCAUUUUAAAAACAUCAAUGGGCUAUCUAUCGGUUCUGCUGACAGUGUUUUGCAUAUUAGAUUUAAAAUAUGUGUACAGUUGGAAUCAGUACACGAUGAAAUUUAUUGGUAUCUGGCCAGAGGAGAGAAAAUGGAACCGACCAUCGAGUUAUCUGGUAUUAAUAGCAGUUUUAAUGAUGCUGUGCUUCAUUACCAUCCCGCAAACAAUUAAUCUCACGCUAAUUUGGGGCGAUAUGGAUUUGGUGGUGGAAAAUUUAUCGAUGGGAAACAUCACUAUCACGAUAUCCCUUUUGAAAACGAUCGCUUUUUGGACCAAUGGAAAAUCAUUGAAAUCUCUGCUAGAAUGCAUGGCCAAAGACUGGAGCACACCUGUGUUAAAAAAUGAGUAUGAAUCAAUGAAGAAAAUCGGGAAAAUCAGCAGAACGAUCAUCAUGAGGAGUACCAUAAUGUGCAAUACCGUAGCCAUAGCCUAUGGUGUUCUACGAAUGUACUCCAUGAAAUACACCGAAAACAAAUUGUUCUUCCGUGCCUAUUUCCCUUACGACGUCGAUUCCACCCCAAAUUAUCAACUGACUAUGUUCGCUCAAUUCUUGGGUACUAUGUAUGCAGCGAUCACUUACACCUGUGUGGAUACUUUCGUCGCUAUGCUGAUUUUGCAUAUUUGUGGACAAUUGUCGAAUUUGAAAGAAGAGAUUAAAAAACUCUCGGUGCAGAGUGAAAAAGAUUUUCAAGCCAACUUGGGGAAAAUUGUUCGCAAACACCAGUACUUGAACAGAUUCGCGGGGCAAGUAGAAAAUUGUUUCAACAUGAUGCUUCUAGUUCAGAUGCUCGGUUGCACCGUUCAAUUGUGUUUCCAAUGUUUCCAAGCUAUCAUGUCAUUCGGCGUUGAAGUAGAGGAAUACUUGAUCCUUCAAAUUAGUUUCCUGAUAAUCUAUGUAAUUUAUGUGAUGUUGCAUCUGUAUUUAUAUUGUUACGUGGGUGAAAGACUAACAGCCGAGGGUCUUGAAAUAGCCAACGCGGUGUACGAUUCCGAAUGGUACAAUUUAUCAGCGAAAAAUACAAAACUACUUAUAUUAAUCAUAUGUAGAGCAAAAACGCCAUUGCAAAUCACCGCAGGAAGAUUUUGCUCCUUCACUUUGGAACUCUAUUUUCAGAUUUUAAAAACCUCCAUGGGUUACAUUUCCGUUCUAUGUGCGAUGAAAAACUAA
Messenger RNA from Osmia bicornis bicornis, 1984 nucleotides. Its product is annotated as odorant receptor 4-like. NCBI's taxonomy places the organism in Eukaryota, Metazoa, Arthropoda, Insecta, Hymenoptera, Megachilidae. Gene Ontology annotation, cellular component: plasma membrane. Gene Ontology annotation, molecular function: odorant binding; olfactory receptor activity. Bases 47 to 1984 code for a protein of 645 amino acids. The transcript is spliced from 11 exons. Gene Ontology annotation, biological process: sensory perception of smell; detection of chemical stimulus involved in sensory perception of smell. The record is from RefSeq and is a predicted model, not a curated record.